AUGUUUGUUUCAUUUUAUGGUUUGUUAGAAGCAGGCUUACUUAUUUUGAAUGGAAUUGCUGUGCUCAAUAAGGAACGUUUUUUAAAUAAGGUUGGUCUUUCGGUACCAAGCAAUUCGUUCGAAGUUACGAACCCAUCAUCUUUUAAAAUGCAACUUGUGAACCUUAUUGCUGCAGUACAAACAGUUAUGCGAGUGCCUCUUAUUGCUAUCAAUAUCGUCGUCAUAGUUGCAAAACUUUUAUUUGGAUGA
Messenger RNA from Brugia malayi, 249 nucleotides. Its product is annotated as RIKEN cDNA 1110057H19, putative. Gene Ontology annotation, cellular component: endoplasmic reticulum membrane; Golgi membrane; COPII-coated ER to Golgi transport vesicle. Gene Ontology annotation, biological process: endoplasmic reticulum to Golgi vesicle-mediated transport. The transcript is spliced from 3 exons. Lineage: Eukaryota; Metazoa; Nematoda; Chromadorea; Rhabditida; Onchocercidae. The record is from RefSeq and is a predicted model, not a curated record. Bases 1 to 249 code for a protein of 82 amino acids.